Durusdinium trenchii is the source of this 3321-nucleotide messenger RNA. NCBI's taxonomy places the organism in Eukaryota, Dinophyceae, Suessiales, Symbiodiniaceae. The record is from the annotation of a GenBank genome assembly.
AUGGAGCGCGUCUCAAUGGAGGUGGACCUCGAAGCGAACGCUGCGAACGAGCGGCUCGUCGAGCCGGCGAGCUGCUCGGAACUCGUGGUCUUCGGGAUGGGCAACAACUCGGAUGGUCAGCUGGGCUGUGGCUUUUUGGAUGAUGAUGACGACAAGAUCUUUGAGCCUUGUGAACUCAAAGCCUUCGACAGCAUCCAGGUCCGGAGCUGCGCCAUGUCCUUGAGACACUCCAGUUGGCUCACCACGGAUGGCAUCGUGUACACGGCUGGGGACAACGACUCGGGUCAGUUGGGCCGCAGUGGGAAGCGGACGAAGCCCUUCAAGAUCGAUUCCAUUGAACACUUGCCGGUUGAGAGUGUGGCCGCUGGCAAUGGCUUUACCGUCUUAGCCGGCAAACUUGAUGGCCGCUUGAUGGGAGUAGGGCGGGGCGAUCGAGGGCAGCUGGGCAUGGGUGGCGCCGACCGUGAUGACAAGGAGCGCGUGAAGUUCUCCUCCGCUUCGGGCGAGCAACUCCUGCAGAUCUCGGCGGGGGAAUCGCACUGCCUAGCCCUCUGCCGCUCGGGGAAGGUCUUGGCCUUCGGGGAGAACAAGCACGGGCAGCUGGGAAGCGGAGAUUUUGUGAGUAGUGCCACUCCCAAGGUGGUCGCUUCGUUGUCUUCGCGCCCCAUCGUCCGCGUCUGCUGCGGCGCGCAGCACGCGCUGGCGCGGACAGCCACGGGUCUCCUGUGGGCGUGGGGCUGCAAUGAGCAUGGCCAGCUGGGCUUGGGAGACUUGAAGCCUCGCUUCCGGCCAGAGCAGGUGAAGGCCCUGCGCGUCUCCCGCUGCGUGGAUGUGGCGGCGGGGCAGCGCCACAGCUUGGCGCUGAGCGAGAAGGGCCUGGUCUUGGCCUUCGGUGCCGGGGGCUCUGGGCAGCUGGGCUCCGGAGGCAUUGCGGAGACGGAGCCAUAUCCCAAGGUGGUGGAAGUCCUGAAGGAAGUGGGCAUUUGCUUGCAAGUGGCCUGCGGGCACUCGCACAGCUUGGCCUUGGUUCAAAACGAGGAGUCCUUGAAAGAGAGCGUUUAUAGCUGGGGUCUCGGCUCCUCCGGUCAGCUGGGCCUCCCCAAGAGUCAGUUACAGGAGCAGCUGAAGAUCUCCCCCUUGCCACAGAAGCUGAAGUUGGAUCCCAGUUAUCGAGUCAUCAGCUUGAUGAGUGGGCCCCUGGCGCACCAUAGCUUCUUGAUCGUGACGCGCACAUCGAACGGAUUUGCGAAUGGCUACCCAAAAGCCCAUAUGCAGAGUCCUCGGACUCAGAGCUUUCGGCAUUCCUUGCAGACCGCCAUCGAUGCUGAUGAACUGCUGGGCGUGCUGCGGAAGUUGCGUCCAGGAGAAGCCUCUCAACAGGUCUCCUUGGUGAAAGCCAUCGGCGCAGCCUUCAGCUCAGUGAGUGUCCUCAACGCCUCCUUUCGCCUUUCAGCGACGGACACGGGACGCAUCAGCACCACGAGCGCCGAGUCCAGUGGGGUGGAUCUGUUGAAGGUCCGCAAGGCCUACAAUACGUUGGUCUUCGAGCUGAACAAUGCGGAGCUGGUAAAUACUUUGGGCAGGGCCACGCUCUCCAUCUGUGACGAGUUGUCCAAGCACAAGGUGCCCAGCGAUGAUCCGGAGACGCUCUGCGUCUUCCUGGUGCUCUUCGAGAAUCCCUUGCUCCUCGCGGAGCACCGGACCUCCCUCUUCGCGGGCUUCCACGUGGCCCUGCAAAAGCUCACCGCCGCCGUCCUCUCGUUGCCCAAGGAUUCCCAGAAGCUCCUCUUCGGAUGGCUCAAGCAUUUGCCCAGCGAGUACUUUGGCCGUGUGGUCACGGUGAUGCAGCAGUACGUGACCUACGUGCUCACCCAGCCGGGGCAGAACCAAUCGGAUGUCUCGGCAGCGGUGAUGAUGUUGAAGACCUUGUGGGAUGUGAAUGCGGAGAUGGGCGGCAUCUUGCCGGAGUGGUGUUUCCAAAGCUGGGCGAUUUCUCAAAGCGCUGACUUGCAGGAACACUACCGUCAGUGGCAGCAAGAGCAGCUCUUGGUCUUUUCCUACUGUCGCUACCCGUUUCUGCUGAAUGCGGGCGCCAAGCGACGGCUCUUGGCGUUCGACGUGGAGCUGAGGAGCCAAAUAUGCUCGCAAGAGAUUUGGGCGAAGCUCAUGAGAAGAGAGGGUGCCCAAGCAGCUGCUGUGGAGAUGCACUUUCAGCAGCUCCUUGUGUACAGGGUUCGAAGAGAGCACGUCUUGUCGGACUUCUGUGGGCAACUCUGGUGGCGCCGGAGAAAUCUGCCGCAGUGUUUCUGCCUUCCUUUGACCGUGGACUUCCUGGGUGAGCAGGGCAUCGACGCCGGAGGUCUCCGAAAAGAAUGCUUGCACCUGGUCUUGCGUGAACUUUAUGGGAAGACGCAGCUCUUCACUGAGCUGGAUGAGUGGCCGGGCCUCUUGUGGUUUCAUCCGGAGCAAAAGCAGGUGCAGGCCAGUGAUCCACCGGAAGGAGUCCUCUACGAUGAGAGCUGGGUGGAACAUUUGGCUGAAGUGGCUGGGGCGAUUGUGGGCUUAGCCGUCUACAAUGCAAUCUACUUGGACUUCAGGCUUCACCCCUUGAUGUACCGCUUCCUGGUGCAGCAGACGGUGAACCCACGCUUGGAGGACCUGGAAAGCCUUCAUCCCUCACUCUACAGAUCGCUGAAGAGUUUGAGAAAACAUGAUCCGAAGAGCCUGUGCCUGACCUGGUCCGUGAGGCUUCCGGGAGCUGAGAAGGAUGUGGCUUUAGUGGGAAAGACGGGGGCUGAGGAGGUGGAGGCAGAAGAGUUGGAACACUUCAUCAACGAGUAUGCCCAGGGAGCACUGUACGGCGGCAGCGAAGAACAAGUGAAGGCCUUCGUCCAAUCCGCGCUGCUUUGUAUGGCAGUGGGUCCUGCAUUCUCUUUGUGCACUGCGAAUGACCUGGAGCUUCUUGUGUGUGGAUUGCCUUACUUGGGCAAUUUCCAGGAGCUUGAGCUCAGCUGCAUCUAUGCCAACGGGUACCAUGCAGAUCACCUGGUGGUGAAGACCUUCUGGCGCGUGGUGCACGGGAUGUCUGAGAUCUGGCGCCGGAAGCUGCUGCUCUUCUGCACGGGCUGCGAUCGCGUCCCUAUCCUGGGCCUCAGGGCGUUGAACUUCGUCAUCUCCCGAAGUUUGGCAGAGCUGGACCACUUGCCCACAGCCAACACAUGCAUCAACCAACUGAACCUCCCGGAGUAUCCCACUGAGGAGAUGAUGCUCAUUCGCCUUCAAGCAGCUCUGGAACAUGAUACUGGCUUUGGCUUCGCCUGA